AUGGAAGAUGAUAUUAGAACAAUUUAUGAAGGGAAAAGAAUUAGUUAUUUCUAUAAUCCUGAAAUAGGAAAGUUUUACUACAGCAAAGAUCACCCUAUGAAACCAAAAAGAGUUGCUAUGGCACAUUCUUUAAUUUAAAAUUUUGGUCUGUAUAAAGACUUAGAUGUUUACACUGCUCGUUAAGCUACUUUUGAAGAAAUGAUCAAAUUUCACGAUAUAGAAUAUAUUAAUUAUCUACAAAAUUAUGUUAGUAAUGGUUGGACAUAAGAGCUAAAAAAGCUGAAACAAGAUCCCUUAAUAAAUUUAGAAUCUUCAUACCAUAUAAAUAACCCUAAAAAAAGAUAAACAAGCAAAGUAGGAGAUACUUCUGAUUGCCCAGGUUUUGAAGGUCUUUAUAAUUUUUGUUAGAUUAGUGCUGGUGGUUCUUUAGAUUGCGCAUCAAUGAUUAUAAAUCAAUAAUCUGAUAUUGCUAUCAACUGGGGAGGUGGUUUACAUCAUGCAAAGAAAAAAGAAGCUAGUGGAUUUUGUUAUGUUAAUGAUAUUGUUUUGUGUGCAUUAGAGUUAUUAAAGUAUUAUCCAAGAGUAAUUUAUAUUGAUAUUGAUGUUCAUCAUGGCGAUGGUGUAGAAGAAGCUUUUUUCCUUACAAAUCGUGUGAUGACAGUUAGUUUUCAUGAAUAUGGUGAUGACUUCUUCCCAGGAAGUGGCUCUCUAAAUUCUAUUGGCGAUGGACCAGGCAAAUAUCAUGCUAUUAAUGUACCUUUAAGACCAGGAAUCAAUGAUGAAACAUUUGAACAAGUAUUUAAGGAUGUUAUGAAAAAAGUAAUGGAAGUAUAUAGACCUAAUGUAAUAUUGCUAUAAUGCGGAGCUGAUUCAUUAGCAUAUGAUAAGCUAGGACACUUCAAUUUAUCAACAAAAGGGCAUGGAAAAGCUGUAGAAUAUAUGAAAAGCUUUGGUAUUCCUCUAAUAUUAAUGGGAGGUGGUGGUUAUAAUGUACCAAAUGUUGCAAGAUGCUGGGCUUAUGAGACAUCUAUUUGUGUUGGAAAUAAAAUUGAUGGAAAUAUUCCUAUUACUGAGCCGUUUUAUGACUAUUUUGGUCCAGAUCAUAAACUCCAUGUUACUCCUAAAAAUAAUGUGGAUAAUAAAAAUACCAAGGAUGAGCUCCAUUAGAAGGUUUCAACCGUUCAUGAAUAUUUAAGAUAAAUAGAAAGUGCACCUUCUAUGGCAUUCCAUCACACCCCUGAUAAUAGUAAAUUUGCAGAAGAAGAAUAAAAUAUAGAUGAAGAAUUUGAUUAUGAUAUGGAUGAUGAAGAGUUAGAAAGAUAUUUUAAAUAGAAAGAAAAACCUAUUAUAAUGAAUAAUAGAUAUAUUUGA
Messenger RNA from Tetrahymena thermophila SB210, 1371 nucleotides. RefSeq names its product class I histone deacetylase family protein. Gene Ontology annotation, molecular function: histone deacetylase activity. The transcript is spliced from 5 exons. NCBI's taxonomy places the organism in Eukaryota, Ciliophora, Oligohymenophorea, Hymenostomatida, Tetrahymenidae. The record is from RefSeq and is a predicted model, not a curated record.